Rhodotorula graminis WP1 is the source of this 1141-nucleotide messenger RNA. RefSeq lists its product as uncharacterized. Bases 1 to 1047 code for a protein of 348 amino acids. Lineage: Eukaryota; Fungi; Basidiomycota; Microbotryomycetes; Sporidiobolales; Sporidiobolaceae. The transcript has 4 exons. The record is from RefSeq and is a predicted model, not a curated record.
AUGUCCAGCUCGAGCACUCUCGGCGCGCGCGACGGCCCCCAGGCGAGCACGGCCUCGCCCGCCUCCCCCUCGACGUCGUCAUCGCGCUCGCUCUCUGCCGCCGCGGUCGCUGCCCUGGCCGCCGCUGAGGCACGCGCCAAGCCGCCAGUACCUGUCAGCUCGCCCGCCGACGCGCACAGCCUCGCGCUAGACCUCGAGGGCGCGUUCAACCCGUCUCGCCUCGACCUCCAGCCCUUCUACCGCCUCAUCGACAGCCAGCUCCUCCCCAACGUGUCCAAGCCGCAGGCCUCGUCCACCAUCUCUACCCUCCUAACGAUCCUCAACAACAUCCUGCACCCGCCCAACCCGGCGCAGGCGCACAAGUUCCGCCAGCUGCGCCUCUCAAACCGGCUCAUCGCGCGCGACAUCGCCGAGCCCGCGUCGGGCGCCGCGCGCGAUUUCCUCGUCGCGUGCGGGUUCAGGCGGGUCGUGCGCGAGUUUGAGGAGCACCUCGAGUGGGCGAGGGGCGAGGGUGGACAGCAGCUGUUCAAGCUGAGGUGCGGCAAGAAGGUGCUCGAGACGAGGGUCGUGCAGGCCAAGGAGGCCGAGGAGCGCGAGAGGAGGUACCGCGAGAGCGAGAAGAGCGAGGAGGCUGCGAGGAAGCAGCGCGCGCUGCUCGGCUUCGAGGACGACCGCCUCGACCGUGCCGCCCGUGACGAGCGCGAGCGCCUCGUCCGCGAAGCUCGCGCCGCCGAGCCCGCCCCGGCGCCCGCGCCCUACUCGACCGGGCCCUCGUCGUUCGCGCGCCAGUCGCAGCGCCCGACGGCGCGCGUCGGCGGCUCGCAGGUGUACCGCGGGUCGGGUGCGGCGGGGCCGGGCGGCUCGAGCGACGAGGAGGACGACGGCGGCGAGCGGGAGGAGGACGAGGAGGACGAGGACGAGGACGCGCCGCCGUCGUAUGGCGCGCUGCAUGGGAGGGUGCUCGGGACGGGACAGCCGCCGAGUGGGGAGAUGGCGCCGGCUGGCGUCAACAUGGUCAACGCGCAGGACCUCGACCAGGUCGAGUGAGCGAGGAGGGCGCUUGUCGUCGUCGAGGGCGGUGUUCCUUUUUUCGCUUUGUCGGUGCCUUCUGUCCCUUGUCAAUGAUACGCAGCUUUCCCUU